Messenger RNA from Vespa mandarinia (Asian giant hornet), 3816 nucleotides. RefSeq names its product structural maintenance of chromosomes 2 (gene SMC2). Gene Ontology annotation, biological process: chromosome organization. Gene Ontology annotation, cellular component: chromosome. NCBI's taxonomy places the organism in Eukaryota, Metazoa, Arthropoda, Insecta, Hymenoptera, Vespidae. Gene Ontology annotation, molecular function: ATP binding; protein binding; ATP hydrolysis activity. The record is from RefSeq and is a predicted model, not a curated record.
ACGAUACAAGUUUGGCGCCAUUUGUGGUAUUGUCUUUAAUUUUCGUGCGUCCUUCUUAUUCAUUUCGCAUAUAGAUCCAAUAUAUUUUUCUAAGCGUUCGCAUGCACGCACGCAUAUUACGAUAAUUCCUUAUAUUAUAUACCAUAUAAUCUUAUCUCACGAUGUUUAUAAAGUCGAUGGUGUUGGAAGGUUUCAAAUCUUACGGCAAAAGAAUUGAAAUUACCGGUUUUGACAAAGAAUUCAACGCUAUCACAGGAUUUAAUGGAAGUGGAAAGUCGAAUAUUCUGGACGCUAUAUGUUUUGUAUUGGGCAUUACAAAUCUCGGACAGGUACGCGCUACAUCUUUGCAAGAGCUAGUAUACAAGUCUGGCCAGGCAGGAAUACAGAAAGCAACCGUUACGAUAGUAUUUGAUAAUCGUGAUCGCGAUUCGUCUCCAAUGGGAUAUGAACAUCACGAGGAACUUGUAAUAACAAGACAAAUAAUAAUCGGUGGAAAAAAUAAAUACUUGAUUAAUGGAUCAAACGUACCUAAUAAAAGAGUUCAAGAUUUGUUCUGUUCGGUACAAUUAAACGUAAAUAACCCACACUUUUUGAUAAUGCAAGGUAGAAUAACUAAGGUCUUAAAUAUGAAACCAGGAGAAAUUUUAUCUAUGAUCGAGGAGGCAGCAGGAACGCGCAUGUAUGAGACGAAAAAGCAGACAGCGUUAAAGACCAUAGAGAAGAAGGACAAUAGGCUGAAAGAAAUAAAUGAUGUUUUACAAGAAGAAAUAGCUCCAAAGUUGAAUAAACUCAAGUUGGAGAGAUCUCAAUAUAUGGAAUUCCAAAGGAUGCAAAGAGAAUUGGAACAUUACAAGAGGAUAAACAUUGCUUGGAAGUAUACCAUCGCUUUGAAGCACAAUGAAAAGGCAGAGAAAGAUAUACGGUUAACCAAAGAUACGAUAAAUGAAAAAUUAAGAAACAUUAAUAUCGGGGAAGAAGAGAUACGUGAAAUAGACGAUAAAUUGGCCGAAAUUGUUAGGACUAGAGACGCGGAAUUCGGAAUAAAGUUGGAAAAGUUGGAACACGAUUUAAAGGAUGCGGAAAAAGUACAAUAUAAGGUAGCGGCCCGAUCUAAUGGUAAUAAAGAAGAUAUUAAAGCUGCGAGAAAGACGGCGGAACAAUUAAAAAUGAAUAUUAUCGAGGACGAGGAAAUGUUGCUCGUUAAAGAGAAAGAAAUAGAAAAGUUUGGUAGCUUGUUUCAGCAAUUAAAAGAGGAGGAUGAGAAAGACGCCGAGGCGUUAAUCGUUGCCCAAGAGAGAUAUCAAAAGAUCAGUUCGGGAUUAUUACAAACUGAGGACGGUGAGAAUGCGACGUUGGAGCAACAAUUGAUAUGUGCCAAACAAGGUGUUACCCAAGCGCAAACGGAACUGAAACAGUCGCAGAUGUCAUUGGAUCAUGCUAAAAGUCAAUUGAAUGGAAAAUUAAAAGACAUGUACAAUACGGAAGAUGAAUAUAUGAGGGAUAAUAAAGAUCUCGAGAGGAAGGAAAAGGAGUUGAAGAAUUUGGAAAAUGAAUUGAAAAAGAUUAAUUACAAAAAGGGCCACCUGGAAGAGCUAGAAGCUCAAAAGCAUUCGUUAAAAUGCGAAAUAAGAUCUUUGCAAGAGAAAGUGGAUCAAUUUGAAUUGCAAUAUCCUCAGCUUAGGUUUCAUUAUAAAAUCCCGGAUGGCAAUUUUAAAGAGAAUUCCGUUAAGGGAUUGGCGUGUACGCUGUUAACGAUUAAGAAUAAGGAUACUGCGUACGCCUUGGACGUGGCUGCGAGCGGGAAGCUUUACAACGUAAUAGUCGAUACGGAAAAUACAAGUAAAAGAUUACUGCAGCACGGUCAGCUACAACAACGCGUCACGAUUAUUCCUCUUAACAAAAUAAACGGAAGACCAAUGGAGCGGCAUAUAAUCGAAUUUGCCGAAAGAUUGGUUGGCGCGGAUAACGUUCAGUCGGCCUUGUCGCUUAUUGAUUUUCCAGAAGAGAUCAGACCUGCGAUGACAUGGAUAUUCGGACAGACCUUUAUAUGUAAAGAUAUGGAAACGGCAAAAAGAAUAGCUUUUCAUGAGAAAAUCAUGAAAAAAUGUGUCACCAUAGAAGGUGAUAUUUUUGAUCCUGCCGGUACAUUGUCCGGUGGUGCACCCUCUAAAACAGGUUCGGUUCUCCUUAAAAUAGAAGAAUUAAAAGAAACGAAAAAUUCAUUGAAAGAGAAACAACAACAAUUGACGGAGAUUGAAAGAGUUCUGACAGUUGCUCAGAAGACAGAGGGACAGUACGCGUCGUUGAAAGAACGAUUUGAUUUGCACAAGUAUGAGGUCGAUAUGGUGCGACAAAGAUUACAGCAAACGACGCAUCAUAAGAUUAAAGAGGAGGUAGAAUCAUUGAAGGGAAAUAUUGAUGGCUUGAUGAAGCGUAUGAAUGAGGCGAAAAUUUUGGAAAGAGAUAACGAAAGAAGGACCAAGGAAUUGGAAUGUCAAUUGAAGGACGCUAUAAAUAUUCGCGAAAAGCAAUUAAAAGAAUCGGAAAGUCUAUUAACGACCCUAAAGAGGAAAGCUGAAAAGAGUCGUGCCGAGUGGCAAAAACGGGAACAAGAAUCGGAAACGCUGGAAUUGGAGAUAAAAGAGUUAAAGGGAACUAUAGAGACUGGUAAGGGACAAUUGAUUAAGGCCGAGGAAAAGUUAAUUGAGCUCAAUGAAAUCGCACGUGAUUUCGAAAAAGAACUCGAGGAAAUUAAUGUCACGUUGGAGACUUUAAGAAACAACGUCAAAGAACAAAAGCGUAUUAUAAAUCAACAGAAUGAGGAUGUGCAAAAGUUAAAUGCAAAGAAAGAAGAUAUCGUGAAGCAAAACAGAGAAACAGAAUUGGAAAUAAAAAAGUUAAAUCACGAGAUUAAUACAUUUGACAAUUAUUCGAAAGAUUGCAAAGAAAAAGUCGUCGAACUAACGAAAAAGUAUCAUUGGAUAGAAGAGGAUAAACAAUACUUUGGGAAAGCAGGUGGUAUGUACGAUUUUGAGGUUAACAAGCCAGAGGAAAUGGAUCAGAAAUUGCAGCAAUUGCAGAUACAGUGCGAUAAGCUUAGCCGUAACGUCAAUACACGAGCGAUUAAUCUCUUGGAUAAAGAAGAGGAACAGUAUAAUGACAUGGUGAAAAAGAAAAAGAUCGUUGAAAGUGAUAAAAAGAAGAUACUCGAAACGAUCAAAUAUUUGGAUGAAAAGAAGAAGGAGACACUGCUAAAAGCUUGGGAACAGGUUAAUAGAGACUUUGGUUCGAUAUUCAAUAGUCUGUUGCCAGGAGCUGACGCUAAACUGAUACCUCCGGAAAAUCAAACGGUUACGGAAGGAUUGGAAAUCAAAAUUGGAUUUUCUGGAAUUUGGAAAGAAUCAUUGGGAGAAUUGUCUGGCGGUCAAAGAUCCUUAGUAGCUUUAUCUUUAAUACUAGCUAUGCUUUUAUUUAAGCCAGCUCCGCUUUACAUAUUAGACGAAGUAGACGCAGCUUUGGAUCUUUCUCAUACAGAAAAUAUAGGUACAAUGUUGAAGAGACACUUUAAACAUUCACAGUUUAUUGUUGUGUCAUUAAAAGAUGGUAUGUUCAAUAAUGCUAAUGUAUUAUUUACAACCAGAUUCAUUGAUGGGAUGUCAACGGUUACUAGAACAGAGAAAUCUAGAUCAAAGUAAUAAUAAUAUUAAAGAGCGCGCGCGCAUAUUUUUACAUUUUCUUGCUUUUUAAUAAUUCUCUUUCUACCACUACUGUUGUAUCCCCUCCGUCUGAAAUAAAUUCAUGAUUUGUUUUACCCUA